Messenger RNA from Glycine soja, 1408 nucleotides. Its product is annotated as probable 2-oxoglutarate-dependent dioxygenase AOP1. Gene Ontology annotation, molecular function: dioxygenase activity. Lineage: Eukaryota; Viridiplantae; Streptophyta; Magnoliopsida; Fabales; Fabaceae. The record is from RefSeq and is a predicted model, not a curated record. The coding region runs from base 205 to 1164 and encodes 319 amino acids. The transcript has 3 exons.
AAAAACUUUAACGUAGUACUGCUAUACCCUUUUUCUUCAUAAAAAUUAAGAUGGAUUUAUAAAGUAAUCAGAAGAACAAAGACCUAAGCCUCGAGAAUGAACUCCACUGCAUAGAAACACUUCUAUAAAUCUGAUUAACAGUGUAAACAUAGUAUUUGCAGUUUGUCGAGGAAAGAUUAGAAAUUAAUAUUAUUAGGAUCGACAAUGGGUUCUCAAACAGCCUGCCAGGUUCCUAUUGUGGACUUCACUGACGAGGAGUUGAAACCUGGUACAGCAAAGUGGGCUUCAGCAUGCCUAGUGAUUCGGAGUGCACUUGAGGAUCAUGGUUGUUUUUAUGCUUUGUGUGAUAAAGUUCCUAUGGACCUUUACAACUCAGUUUUUGCUCUAAUGGAAGAACUAUUUUAUCUUCCAUUGGAAACAAAAUUGCAAAAGAUGAGUGAUAAGCCCUACCAUGGCUAUUAUGGACAAUUUACUCAUCUCCCUCUAUAUGAAUCCCUAGGGAUCAAUGAUCCAUUGACCAUGGAAGGAGUUCAAAACUUCACCAAACUAAUGUGGCCAGCAGGAUAUGAUCAUUUCUGUGAGACUCUCAGUCUCUAUGCAAAGCUGUUGGUAGAAUUGGACCAUAUGGCUAAAAGAAUGGUUUUUGAUGGCUAUGGUUUGGACCAAAGGCACUGUGAUUCCCUUCUCGAAUCAACCAAUUACAUGCUCCGGAGCUUCAAAUAUAGACUACCGCAGAAGGAUGAAAACAAUUUGGGAUUGCAUGCUCACACUGACACCUCCUUCUUUACCAUUCUGCAUCAGAAUAAUGUAAAUGGUUUGCAAGUAAAAUUGAAAAAUGGAGAGUGGGUUGAUAUUGAUCUCUCACCCUUCAUGCUUCUGAUCCUUGCAGGCGAUGCAUUUAAGGUUUGGAGUAACGAUAGGAUACACUGUUGUGAACACCGAGUGAUUAUAAAAGGAAAGAAGGACAGGUACUCCAUGGGACUAUUUUCACUUGGCGGCAAGAUGGUUGAAACGCCAGAAGAGCUAGUUGAUGAAGACCAUCCAAGACGUUAUAAGCCAUUUGAUCAUUAUGAAUACCUACGUUUCUAUGCAACAAAAAAGGCCUUAGAAUCCGAGUGUCGAAUCAAAGCAUUCUGCGGCAUAGACUAUGCUAAUGAAAAGUGAAAAAUUAUAAGAGAUUUGUGUUUUGAGUUUCUGUUCCUAUAUCUACAGGCAUCUCAAAGUUGGGUAUAAAUUGUCACUUGGUUCCUUGUAUUGUAUGGUGCUUUUACUUUGAGUUCAUUAAUCCUAAUUCUUAACCAUUCCUUUUGAAUACAAAGGUGCACCUGGUGACAGCGUCAUUUUUUUUUCUUUGUCAUGGCACUUCAUGAAUCUAGAAUGUUGGUUAUUCUCAAUGAACAUUAAUAAA